AUGUCGCCUUCAAGGCCCCGCUCUAGCCAUCGUGAUCAGUACAGAGACCGUAGUCCUAGUCGCGGACAUCAUCGAAGCUCGCGAUCACCUGCACAUGACUCAAAGCAUGGCGACAAACAUAGGGAACGGAGGCGUCAUCAUCAUCAUCGUGAGCACAGAGAGCUUUCACCCGUAUCCGCUGCACCGCCCGUUCUACCAUACAAUGCAAGGCAAUUAUCGAAACGCGAUCUUUCUCAACUAGAACCGAUGUUUGCGAUGUAUCUGGAUAUACAGAAGGGAUUGGUGAUAGAGGAUAUGGAUGCACAGGAAGUCAUGGGGAGGUGGAAGAGCUUUAUCAAAAAAUGGAACCGUGGAGAACUCGCCGAAGGGUGGUAUGACUCUGCCACUUUUGAGAAAGCCAAGGGUAGUUUGAACGAUAUACGAACUGCUCACAAUCGCGAAAUGAACAAAAGCUUGAAUCAGGUUGGACAACUCAGCGAUAAUGAUGACAUGGGAAACAAUAAAGGCGAUGUCCCCAUGGCAGAAAAUGACGAUGACAAUGGUGACGAUGAAGAGGAUUAUGGACCUAGGCUACCCAGCGGGGGUGUUACCUCUAGGGGGGCUCUGUUUGGUCCUACUAUACCGAAUAUACAAGAUCUAGAGCUUCGGCGUGAACAAGCUCUCGCAGAUGCUGAAGUAGCUCGCUUAGACGCCCGCGCUCAAUACAAACAAGAAAAUUCAUCACACAAAACCCACCUCCGUGCAUUCGAAGACGAAGUCGCCCCUCGCGCAGAGCCCGGAACCCACGAGCGCAAAAUGGAGAAGAAGCGGGAAAAAGCAGCGGCAAACCGUGAAUUCGCAUCCGGCCGACGAGGAGGUUCUCCUACGAUGGAUGACGCGCCCGACUCAGAAUUGAUGGGUGGUGGUGGUGAUGAUGAUCUAUCUGCGCUGAAACGAGCGAAAGAGCAAGAAGCGAGAAAGAAAAAUGAAAGGGAAAUGCGUCGUGAAGAGAUUUUGAGAGCGAGAAAGGCGGAGAGGGAGGAACGGUUGGCAGAGUAUAAGAAGAAGGAAGAGGAGACUAUGGGGUGGCUAAAAGCUUUGGCUAAGCAGCGAUUUGGUUAG
Molecule: messenger RNA, 1101 nt
Organism: Talaromyces marneffei
Lineage: Eukaryota; Fungi; Ascomycota; Eurotiomycetes; Eurotiales; Trichocomaceae
Exons: 3
Coding region: 1-1101 (366 amino acids)
Source: RefSeq, a predicted model, not a curated record